AUGAGUCCCGGGGUAACUCGGCUAAGGAGUCCUGGGGUAACUCAGCUUAGGAGUUCAGGGGUAACUCAGCCAAGGACUCCAGGGGUAACUCAGCCAAGGAGUCCCGGGGUAACUCAGCCAAGGAGUUCCGGGGUAGCUCAGCUAAGGAGUUCAGGGGGAACUCCACCAAGGAGUCCAGGUGGAACUCAGCCAAGAAGUCCAGGGGGUAACUCGGCCAAGGAGUCCAGGGGUAACUCAGCCAAGGAGUUCAGGGGUAACUCAGCAAAGGAGUCCCGGGGUAACUCAUCCAAUGAGUCCAGGGGUAACUCAGCCAGUUUCUUAAACCUUGACCCAACCUCGGCUUUUACAGCGUGA
Asterias rubens (European starfish) is the source of this 354-nucleotide messenger RNA. Its product is annotated as translation initiation factor IF-2-like. Bases 1 to 354 code for a protein of 117 amino acids. The record is from RefSeq and is a predicted model, not a curated record. The transcript has a single exon. NCBI's taxonomy places the organism in Eukaryota, Metazoa, Echinodermata, Asteroidea, Forcipulatida, Asteriidae.